Xenopus laevis (African clawed frog) is the source of this 3967-nucleotide messenger RNA. It is a transcript of the gene slitrk1.S, whose product is annotated as SLIT and NTRK like family member 1 S homeolog. The record is from RefSeq and is a predicted model, not a curated record. Gene Ontology annotation, cellular component: GABA-ergic synapse; membrane; postsynaptic density membrane. Bases 841 to 2931 code for a protein of 696 amino acids. NCBI's taxonomy places the organism in Eukaryota, Metazoa, Chordata, Amphibia, Anura, Pipidae. Gene Ontology annotation, biological process: axonogenesis; positive regulation of synapse assembly. The transcript has a single exon.
AGCAAAUGGAUUUUUGCCACUGCAGCUCAGCAGAGGGUGUCAGAUCUUUCAGAGUGCACCAGGCUGGAACGAGCAGAGCCUCUUAGCAGCUCACUCACUCCUUCUCUCAGACACACACAGGCAUAUACACUGGCGUGUACUGUAAUCUGACAGCCUGAAUACUCAAGAACAGGGAGGAAAAGGAGCGAAGACGGAAAAGGGGCCCGGGUGAAAUGGACAGCAGAGAAACGCAGCGAUUGCGGAUAUUUUGCAGCGCCAUUGGUUUGCUAGAGAAUGUUUAGACUGGGGCGUGAUUUCAGCACCAAGAGGCUGUGAACAGCGCACACAGGGAUUGGAGAUCGAUAGAGGCAAAGGGUUCCGGCAGCCCCAAUUCAGCUUUUAUCCGCACACAGCGGAAUCGACACAAAGCGGGGGGAAGGCAAGGUCGCUUCCCGCUCUCCCCCUGAACAUUCCAGCCGACCCCUACGCCUCUCUGUCUGUCUGUCUGUCUGUCUGUAGCAUGGCUGUGCCCAACAACUGCGGUAUAGUCACUGCCACGGCGCAGAUUUGUAGAAGCUGACAGAUAUUGUCGGCCAAUUGAUUACUCGGAUGCUUUUGUUUGGUGUGUGUGCUGCUGCUGCUGCUGCUGCUGUAUAGUUCCUCAACUAGCCGGGCGGCCAGGUCAUUGGUGGAUGUACAAUACAGACACCCGUCUGGGAUUAUCGCAGUGGAUAUUCUCGUCGCUCCCAUAUUUUUUAUUUCGGGGAUAAAUAAAAUACUUGCGAGACUCGAAGAAUCUCUCACGGAGAUGGAUUGUUAACCCUUUGCCAUGCGAUCGGGGAUGACUUGCUCUGUUUAAAAAUGCUGCUUUGGAUUCUGCUGCUGGAGAUAUCUCUUUGUUUGGCCACUGGAAACGUUACCAGAGACGUCUGCAAAGAAAGGUUGUGUUCUUGUAACGAGGUCGAGGGGGACCUGCACGUUGACUGUGGGAAAAAGGGAUUCUCCAACUUGCAGCGUUUCUCGGCUCCGACGUCCCAGUUCUACCAUCUGUUUCUGCACGGGAAUUCUUUAACGAGGCUUUUCCCCAAUGAGUUUGCCAACUUUUACAAUGCCGUCAGUUUGCACAUGGAGAACAAUGGUCUGCACGAGAUAGUGCCCGGCUCCUUCCUGGGGCUGCAGCUGGUGAAACGCUUGCACAUUAAUAACAACAAGAUCAAGUCGUUCAGGAGACACACGUUCCUGGGACUUGAUGACCUGGAGUAUCUCCAGGCUGACUUCAACCUGCUCAGAGACAUUGACCCGGGAGCUUUCAGGGACCUGAACAAGCUGGAGGUUUUAAUUUUAAACGACAACCUCAUUAGCACACUCCCUACUAAUGUGUUCCAGUAUGUGCCCAUUACGCACCUGGAUCUGCGGGGGAACAGAGUUAAGACCUUGCCUUAUGAGGGGGUCUUGGAACAGAUCCCAGGCAUAGCCGAGAUUCUUUUGGAAGACAACCCGUGGGACUGCAGUUGCGAUCUUUUAUCGCUAAAGGAGUGGCUAGAAAACAUCCCAAAGAAUGCGCUGAUCGGCAGAGUCGUUUGUGAAGCUCCCACUAGGCUUCAGGGAAACGAUUUGAAUGAAACGACAGAGCAAGAAUUGUGCCCCUUAAAAAACGCAGUGGAUUCCAGUUUGGCCGCCCCUCCUGCCCAAGAUGAAACCUAUGAUCCUGGGCCAAUCCCGACCCCUUUUAAAAUCGGUGGACAAGACGAAUCUGCCACUCCAAGCUCCUCAGUAAACGGGGGCACCAAAAUCCCUGGGAACUGGCAAAUAAAAACUCGGCCCACAGCUGUCAUGUCGGAAAUUCACUCUCAUCUGAAACCACCUCAUGCCUUUGCAUGUCCAGCUGUCUGCAGUUGUGGGCAGCAAAUCCUAGGGCCUGGAUUGAAAGUCGACUGCAGCAACAAAAAUGUCAAAAGCCUGGCUGACCUGGAGCCCAAACCCCCAAACGUACAGGAAUUAUUUCUGAGGGAGAACAAAAUUCACACCAUUCGCAGAUCCCACUUUGUGGAUUAUGGUAACCUAACUUUGCUGGAUCUGGGAAACAACAACAUAGGUAUGGUGGAAAAUAACACAUUUCAGAAUCUCACUGAUCUCCGCUGGUUGUAUAUGGAUAAGAACUGCAUAGACACUCUCAUGCCAGAUAAAUUCAUUGGUCUGCAGAGCCUGGAAUAUCUCAAUCUGGAAUUUAACUUUAUUCAGCUGAUUCUGCCAAACACUUUUAAUCCAAUGCCUAAUCUUAGGAUCUUGAUCCUAAACAAUAAUCUUCUUAAAUCUCUGCCCGUGGAUGUGUUCGCUGGUGUAAGUCUUUCGAAAUUAAGUCUUCACAAUAAUUACUUUAUGUAUCUCCCAGUGGCUGGGGUAUUGGAUCAGCUCACUUCUAUCAUACAGAUAGAUCUACAUGGCAACCAGUGGGACUGCUCCUGCAAUAAUGUGCCUUUUAAACAGUGGGCAGAGCGCCUUGGCCCAGAGGUAAUUGUAAGUGAUCUAAAAUGUUAUUUCCCAGAGGAGUUCUGGGGGAAAGAUUUCAGGUUUCUUUCCAAUGAUAUGAUGUGCCCACUACUGUAUGCAAAAAUGUCCCCAACUCUUAAUCCCCUUCAUAAAAAUAGUAGUGGCUCAGCAGAGACCAACACUCAUCCCAAUUCCUACCUUGAGACCAGCAGGGUGUCCAUAUCUGUGCUGGUCCCUGGACUUCUGCUGGUGUUUGUUACCUCUGCCUUUACAGUAGUUGGUAUGCUCGUAUUUAUCCUUAGAAACAGAAAGAGAUCGAAGAGAAGGGAUGCCAACUCCUCUGCUUCUGAAAUCAAUUCCCUCCAGACAGUAUGUGAUUCUUCAUACUGGCACAAUGGACCCUAUAAUACAGAUGGCACCCAUAGAGUUUAUGAUUGUGGCACCCACUCCUUGUCAGACUAGACAUGUUAGGGUGGGUUAAAGGAAGGGUGGUCGGGGGGGUUUGAGUAGAGGGAUACACUGCACCCCGAUGCUAUCACUUCUUAAAUGGACGCAAAUGUUGUUGUGCAUUGCUGUAACAUUCGCUACAAUUGUGCAAUUUCCAUGAAAUAGGAAUUGUUUCAAAGCUACCUUAUUGUGAAUAAAAACGAAAAAAAAACAAAACAAACAAAAAAAACCCAGACAUCUGUCAAUACUCAAACGGUUUGUUAAAGAGACAGUUGCUAGGCGGCCUGCUGUGUUAUUCACAUGAGAAAGAAUUGUGAAUGUCAGAAUAUGCUACUUGGGGUUGAAAGGCUGGAAUGUGGGGGAAUAACCAUGCGACGUCUGCUCUCUGCUGUGUUGGUGCAAGAGGGUGAACGCUGUACGAAGGCAUGAAUGUAAUGUAUAUAAGAGACUAACUAAACCAAGUGCUGCAUGGCUCGCAUGGAUACAACGUACCCCAGGGUCGCUCAAGUGAACUGGAGAUCACAUCUGGGCACACCAUCCCUUUUGACCCCCACAAGUCUCAUCUUCUCCAGCUAUCUCUAUACACUAGUGGUAUACUUAAAGUGCCAUUGCUCUAUCUUUUGUGAUGGAAUCGCAGUACUAUCAUACUUUUACUGUGAAAGAACCAAUGUACUGUUUUAUUUAAGACGUGUUUGCAUGAAUAUUCAAAUCAGUUUUUUUUUUAAUUUCUUGACUUCCCAUUCUUUUUUUAUUUGCAAAAUAUUCAGUGUUCCUUUAAAAGAAAAAAAAACAUAUCUACCGAUGCAUUUUCAUUCUGAAUGUACAAUGAUUUCUUGAUUAUGGUUACAGUGUAAGCAAUCAAAGGUAUUCCGGUUCAGAUGAGCAUGAUGAGUUAAUGUCAUUUUGUUGUUUCAGAGAAGAGGUUUUAUUUAAAAAAAAAAAAUAUGGAGGAGUUGAAAUUAAAUGGAGGAAAUAAUGUUGAAAAGCAGUAAUUAUAUUCAAAAAUUUUAUAAUGGCAUAUUUUUCAGUAUUAAAGUGAAAUGUUUCCAAA